AUGGCCCCAAUUGUCCAACAACACCAGCUGGUUGACCUCAGCCAAAAGAGCUUAUUCGUCUCUGCCGCGGCGAUUGCCUUCAACCCCACGUUCUGGAACAUCGUCGCUCGGCGCGAGUAUCGCACCCGGUUCAUGACCAAGGCAUUCGGCGGCAACGCUCAAACAGCAUGCUACGCCCUCGCCACAACCAUCUUCGGCCUCGGCCUGUGCCGGGACUUCCUCUACGAGCGUGCCCUCCGACACCAGCCCCCGCACCCCCUGCUUGAGACCGACGCCGCCAAGUACCUCGGCUACGCCCUCAUCGCCGGUGGUAACAUCCUGGUCGUCACGUCGACGUGGGCCCUAGGAAUCACCGGCACCUUCCUGGGUGACUACUUCGGCAUCCUGAUGGACGACAUGGUCACCGGCUUCCCCUUCAGCGUCUGCGACGCGCCCAUGUAUUACGGCUCUACGAUGAGCUUCCUGGGGUCCGCCCUGCUGUACGGCCGGCCGGCGGGGAUCCUCUUGACUGCCUGGGUGCUCACCGUCUACCUCGUUGCCCUGCAGUACGAGAACCCAUUCACGGCGGGAAUAUACGCCAAGAGAGAGCAGGAGAGGACAUCCAAGAACAAGGUCGAGGGCAAGAAGCAGAAAUAG
Molecule: messenger RNA, 636 nt
Organism: Diaporthe citri
Lineage: Eukaryota; Fungi; Ascomycota; Sordariomycetes; Diaporthales; Diaporthaceae
Exons: 3
Coding region: 1-636 (211 amino acids)
Biological process (GO): phosphatidylcholine biosynthetic process
Molecular function (GO): S-adenosylmethionine-dependent methyltransferase activity
Source: RefSeq, a predicted model, not a curated record